Messenger RNA from Argentina anserina (silverweed cinquefoil), 1604 nucleotides. Its product is annotated as putative UDP-glucose glucosyltransferase. Bases 58 to 1488 code for a protein of 476 amino acids. Lineage: Eukaryota; Viridiplantae; Streptophyta; Magnoliopsida; Rosales; Rosaceae. The transcript has 2 exons. The record is from RefSeq and is a predicted model, not a curated record. Gene Ontology annotation, molecular function: quercetin 3-O-glucosyltransferase activity; quercetin 7-O-glucosyltransferase activity.
AACAACAACACAGAACAAGUUCGAAAAGAAGUGGGAGAGAACCAAAUUGAGGAAAGAAUGGGUUCUGUGGGAUCUGAUACUCUUACUCAUAUCUUUCUUGUGUGUUUCCCAGCACAAGGCCACAUAAACCCUAUGCUGCGUCUAGGUAAACAUCUAGCUGCCAAGGGUUUCUUGGUCACCUUCUCCACUACUGAAGAUUAUGGGAACAGGAUGAGGAAGGCUAAUGGCAUCAUCGACAACCAACCGACACCGGUCGGAAAUGGAUUUAUCAGGUUCGAGUUCUUUGACGACGGGCUUCCUGACCCUGAGGACCCGAGGCGACCUCAGUUGGAGUUCUACAUCCCGCUUCUUGAGAAAGUAGGGAAGGAGUUGGUGGCUGGGAUGAUAAACAAGCAUGGUGAGGAAGGUGGUACAAGAGUUUCGUGCCUUGUGAACAACCCCUUCAUUCCUUGGGUUUGUGAUGUUGCUACCGAGCUUAAGAUCCCUUGUGCCACGCUUUGGAUUCAGUCUUGUGCUGUGUUCUCCGCUUAUUACCAUUACAACGCCGGGACGGUGGCGUUUCCGACUGAAGCUCAACCAGACUUGGAUAUUCAGUUGCCUAGUAUGCCUCUUUUGAAGCAUGAUGAAAUUCCAAGCUUUUUGCACCCUUUUGAUUCCUAUGCGAUUCUCGGUAGGGCAAUUUUAGGCCAGUUCAAAAAGUUAACUAAGUCGUCCUACGUAUUGAUGGACACGAUACAAGAACUUGAGCCUGAGAUCAUUGAGGAAAUGUCAAAGGUCUGCAUAGUGAAGCCGCUUGGUCCCUUGUUCAAGAUUCCGGAAGCUACCAACAAAACCAUUCGCGGUGACCUGAUGAAGGCCGAUGACUGUCUUGACUGGCUCAGCUCAAAGCCUCCAUCAUCAGUUGUUUACAUCUCUUUCGGGAGCAUUGUGUACCUGAAGCAACAACAAGUAGAUGAGAUCGCUCAUGGUUUGUUGAGCUCUGGGGUCUCAUUUCUAUGGGUUAUGAGGCCACCGCGCAAAGCAGCCGGUGACGACAUGCAUGUACUGCCAGAAGGGUUUUUGGAAAGUGUCGGUGAUAAUGGAAAGUUGGUGCAAUGGAGUCCACAGGAACAAGUAUUGGCUCACCCUUCUUUGGCUUGUUUCUUGACUCAUUGUGGUUGGAACUCUUCAGUAGAAGCACUGACUUCGGGAGUACCCGUGGUAACUUUUCCUCAGUGGGGUGACCAAGUGACUAAUGCCAAGUACUUGGUCGAUGUCUUUGGUGUGGGGCUUAGAUUGUGUAGAGGAAGAGCUGAGAAUAGGUUGGUCCUGAGAGAUGAGGUUGAGAAGUGCUUGUUGGAGGCGACUACGGGGGAGAAGGCGGUCGAGUUGAAGCAAAAUGCUUUGAAAUGGAAGAAGGUGGCGGAGGAGGCGGUGGCUGAAGGAGGUUCCUCCCAACGCAACCUUCAUGAUUUUCUAGACGAGAUUGCAAGGACUUCUAUAGCUUAAGCGGAUUGUAAUAUAACAAUAUUGUUUGUAAGUCUUUUCAUUCGCUUUGUAAACAAUGUUAAAUUAUGAAUACAGUAUUAGAAUGAAUAAUGUAAUAAUGUCCUAUGAUUUAAAAG